This is a messenger RNA of Lobosporangium transversale, 4314 nucleotides long. RefSeq lists its product as hypothetical. The record is from RefSeq and is a predicted model, not a curated record. The coding region runs from base 1 to 4314 and encodes 1437 amino acids. The transcript has 21 exons. NCBI's taxonomy places the organism in Eukaryota, Fungi, Mortierellomycota, Mortierellomycetes, Mortierellales, Mortierellaceae.
AUGCAUACUGGCGCUCCAGGAGGGGGUCAGUGUACAAACGCACGAGCAUGCUCAACUCGACGCAUUUGUGAAGUGUUUGCACCUCUUCCGCCAGCGGUCCAAAGAAGCGUGUAUGUGUCUCAGCGUAUGACUACAACGUAUUCACACCACCCAGAACCCGCUAAGUAUGCAUACUGGCGCUCCAGGAGGGGGUCAGUGUACAAACGCACGAGCAUGCUCAACUCGACACUUAAUGGGGUGGUCGGGAAGUCUAAUGAAGCCUUUAUGGAUCUCAGCCCAUGGCUAAAACGUAUUCAGACAAUCCAGAACUCGCUAAGUAUGCAUACUGGCGCUCCAGGAGGGGGUCAGUGUACAAACGCACGAGCAUGCUCAACUCGACGCAUUUGUGAAGUGUUUGCACCUCUUCCGCCAGCGGUCCAAAGAAGCGUGUAUGUGUCUCAGCGUAUGACUACAACGUAUUCACACCACCCAGAACCCGCUAACGGUCCAAAGAAGCGUGUAUGUGUCUCAGCGUAUGACUACAACAACCCGCUAAGUAUGCAUACUGGCGCUCCAGGAGGGGGUCAGUGUACAAACGCACGAGCAUGCUCAACUCGACGCAUUUGUGAAGUGUUUGCACCUCUUCCGCCAGCGGUCCAAAGAAGCGUGUAUGUGUCUCAGCGUAUGACUACAACGUAUUCACACCACCCAGAACCCGCUAAGUAUGCAUACUGGCGCUCCAGGAGGGGGUCAGUGUACAAACGCACGAGCAUGCUCAACUCGACACUUAAUGGGGUGGUCGGGAAGUCUAAUGAAGCCUUUAUGGAUCUCAGCCCAUGGCUAAAACGUAUUCAGACAAUCCAGAACUCGCUAAGUAUGCAUACUGGCGCUCCAGGAGGGGGUCAGUGUACAAACGCACGAGCAUGCUCAACUCGACGCAUUUGUGAAGUGUUUGCACCUCUUCCGCCAGCGGUCCAAAGAAGCGUGUAUGUGUCUCAGCGUAUGACUACAACGUAUUCACACCACCCAGAACCCGCUAAAAGCGUGUAUGUGUCUCAGCGUAUGACUACAACGUAUUCACACCACCCAGAACCCGCUAAGUAUGCAUACUGGCGCUCCAGGAGGGGGUCAGUGUACAAACGCACGAGCAUGCUCAACUCGACACUUAAUGGGGUGGUCGGGAAGUCUAAUGAAGCCUUUAUGGAUCUCAGCCCAUGGCUAAAACGUAUUCAGACAAUCCAGAACUCGCUAAGUAUGCAUACUGGCGCUCCAGGAGGGGGUCAGUGUACAAACGCACGAGCAUGCUCAACUCGACGCAUUUGUGAAGUGUUUGCACCUCUUCCGCCAGCGGUCCAAAGAAGCGUGUAUGUGUCUCAGCGUAUGACUACAACGUAUUCACACCACCCAGAACCCGCUAACGGUCCAAAGAAGCGUGUAUGUGUCUCAGCGUAUGACUACAACAACCCGCUAAGUAUGCAUACUGGCGCUCCAGGAGGGGGUCAGUGUACAAACGCACGAGCAUGCUCAACUCGACGCAUUUGUGAAGUGUUUGCACCUCUUCCGCCAGCGGUCCAAAGAAGCGUGUAUGUGUCUCAGCGUAUGACUACAACGUAUUCACACCACCCAGAACCCGCUAAGUAUGCAUACUGGCGCUCCAGGAGGGGGUCAGUGUACAAACGCACGAGCAUGCUCAACUCGACACUUAAUGGGGUGGUCGGGAAGUCUAAUGAAGCCUUUAUGGAUCUCAGCCCAUGGCUAAAACGUAUUCAGACAAUCCAGAACUCGCUAAGUAUGCAUACUGGCGCUCCAGGAGGGGGUCAGUGUACAAACGCACGAGCAUGCUCAACUCGACGCAUUUGUGAAGUGUUUGCACCUCUUCCGCCAGCGGUCCAAAGAAGCGUGUAUGUGUCUCAGCGUAUGACUACAACGUAUUCACACCACCCAGAACCCGCUAAAAGCGUGUAUGUGUCUCAGCGUAUGACUACAACGUAUUCACACCACCCAGAACCCGCUAAGUAUGCAUACUGGCGCUCCAGGAGGGGGUCAGUGUACAAACGCACGAGCAUGCUCAACUCGACACUUAAUGGGGUGGUCGGGAAGUCUAAUGAAGCCUUUAUGGAUCUCAGCCCAUGGCUAAAACGUAUUCAGACAAUCCAGAACUCGCUAAGUAUGCAUACUGGCGCUCCAGGAGGGGGUCAGUGUACAAACGCACGAGCAUGCUCAACUCGACGCAUUUGUGAAGUGUUUGCACCUCUUCCGCCAGCGGUCCAAAGAAGCGUGUAUGUGUCUCAGCGUAUGACUACAACGUAUUCACACCACCCAGAACCCGCUAAGUAUGCAUACUGGCGCUCCAGGAGGGGGUCAGUGUACAAACGCACGAGCAUGCUCAACUCGACACUUAAUGGGGUGGUCGGGAAGUCUAAUGAAGCCUUUAUGGAUCUCAGCCCAUGGCUAAAACGUAUUCAGACAAUCCAGAACUCGCUAAGUAUGCAUACUGGCGCUCCAGGAGGGGGUCAGUGUACAAACGCACGAGCAUGCUCAACUCGACGCAUUUGUGAAGUGUUUGCACCUCUUCCGCCAGCGGUCCAAAGAAGCGUGUAUGUGUCUCAGCGUAUGACUACAACGUAUUCACACCACCCAGAACCCGCUAAAAGCGUGUAUGUGUCUCAGCGUAUGACUACAACGUAUUCACACCACCCAGAACCCGCUAAGUAUGCAUACUGGCGCUCCAGGAGGGGGUCAGUGUACAAACGCACGAGCAUGCUCAACUCGACACUUAAUGGGGUGGUCGGGAAGUCUAAUGAAGCCUUUAUGGAUCUCAGCCCAUGGCUAAAACGUAUUCAGACAAUCCAGAACUCGCUAAGUAUGCAUACUGGCGCUCCAGGAGGGGGUCAGUGUACAAACGCACGAGCAUGCUCAACUCGACGCAUUUGUGAAGUGUUUGCACCUCUUCCGCCAGCGGUCCAAAGAAGCGUGUAUGUGUCUCAGCGUAUGACUACAACGUAUUCACACCACCCAGAACCCGCUAAAAGCGUGUAUGUGUCUCAGCGUAUGACUACAACGUAUUCACACCACCCAGAACCCGCUAAGUAUGCAUACUGGCGCUCCAGGAGGGGGUCAGUGUACAAACGCACGAGCAUGCUCAACUCGACACUUAAUGGGGUGGUCGGGAAGUCUAAUGAAGCCUUUAUGGAUCUCAGCCCAUGGCUAAAACGUAUUCAGACAAUCCAGAACUCGCUAAGUAUGCAUACUGGCGCUCCAGGAGGGGGUCAGUGUACAAACGCACGAGCAUGCUCAACUCGACGCAUUUGUGAAGUGUUUGCACCUCUUCCGCCAGCGGUCCAAAGAAGCGUGUAUGUGUCUCAGCGUAUGACUACAACGUAUUCACACCACCCAGAACCCGCUAAGUAUGCAUACUGGCGCUCCAGGAGGGGGUCAGUGUACAAACGCACGAGCAUGCUCAACUCGACACUUAAUGGGGUGGUCGGGAAGUCUAAUGAAGCCUUUAUGGAUCUCAGCCCAUGGCUAAAACGUAUUCAGACAAUCCAGAACUCGCUAAGUAUGCAUACUGGCGCUCCAGGAGGGGGUCAGUGUACAAACGCACGAGCAUGCUCAACUCGACGCAUUUGUGAAGUGUUUGCACCUCUUCCGCCAGCGGUCCAAAGAAGCGUGUAUGUGUCUCAGCGUAUGACUACAACGUAUUCACACCACCCAGAACCCGCUAAAAGCGUGUAUGUGUCUCAGCGUAUGACUACAACGUAUUCACACCACCCAGAACCCGCUAAGUAUGCAUACUGGCGCUCCAGGAGGGGGUCAGUGUACAAACGCACGAGCAUGCUCAACUCGACACUUAAUGGGGUGGUCGGGAAGUCUAAUGAAGCCUUUAUGGAUCUCAGCCCAUGGCUAAAACGUAUUCAGACAAUCCAGAACUCGCUAAGUAUGCAUACUGGCGCUCCAGGAGGGGUUGCCACACGCUCCGCACGCUCCACAAAUUCUACAAGUUCUACACGUUCCACAGCUUUACCAAAUCCAUCGGGUGUACAACAUAUUAUCCAAGCACAACGAGCUCGGCGGGCUGUGCAAUGUAUCAAAGAACGAACCGUAGGCGCUGAAGAGGAACUAAUACAAAGCCAACAACAGGCAGUAAAGAGUGCUGCAGAAGGGUUGUAUGAUGGGUUCUACAGCUCCAUUGACGAAUACGCCCUGCUUGCUUUACUCGAACAAGAGGGGAAAGAUGAGAAAAAGAGUGAAAGUGAAGAGGAGGAAAGGAAACUUGGAGAAAGAAAGGCAAGCAAAACUGUGAUUCCAGCUGAGAUUGGCAGCAGGAAUGCUUGA